AUGAUUCCCUUGGCCCAGUUUGGGGUGCUGUCGGCCCUGGCCACCGCGCUCACCUCGGUUCUGUCCGCGCUCUUUCUGCUGGCACUGACCCGGCAGCUGUGGGGUCUCCGCUGGAGCCUGACCCGGGACAAAGAGAGCAGCCUACCGCUGCCGAAGGGUUCCAUGGGCUGGCCGCUGGUCGGAGAGACUUUCCACUGGCUUUUUCAGGGUUCCAACUUCCACAUCUCGCGCAGAGAGCGUCAUGGCAACGUGUUUAAGACCCACCUCCUCGGGAAGCCUGUCAUCCGGGUGACCGGAGCUGAAAACAUCCGCAAAAUCCUUCUGGGUGAGCACAGCCUGGUGUGCACCCAAUGGCCCCAGAGCACCCGCAUCAUCCUGGGACCCUGCACCCUGGUCAACUCCAUUGGAGACCUGCACAAGAAGAAGAGAAAGAUCCUGGCUAAAGUGUUUAGCCGGGGGGCUUUGGAGUCCUACCUGCCCCGGCUGCAGGAUGUCGUCAAGUCUGAAAUUGCCAAGUGGUGCUCCAAGCCGGGCGCCAUCGACGUUUACAGCGCUGCCAGGUCUCUGACGUUCCGUAUCGCCAUCAGGGUCCUGCUGGGUCUGCAGCUGGAGGAGGAGCGGAUAGUGUACCUCGCCCAAAUCUUUGAGCAGCUGAUGAACAACCUCUUCUCGCUGCCCAUCGACGCUCCACUCAGUGGGCUACGGAAGGGAAUAAAAGCCAGAGAGAUCUUGCACGCUAACAUGGAGAAAAUCAUCGAGGAGAAGAUGGAGCGAUCGCAGGCGGAGGAGGAAUACCACGAUGCCUUCGACUACAUGCUGUCCAGUGCAAAGGAGCAUGGACAUGAGCUCAACAUGCAGGAGCUCAAGGAAACAGCAGUAGAGCUGAUAUUUGCUGCUCACUCCACCACAGCCAGCGCCUCCACAUCCCUGGUCCUGCAGCUUCUUCGCCAUCAAGCGGUGGUGGAGAGGGCACGGGUCGAGCUGGAGGCCGAGGGCCUUAGUCAUGACUCCCACACCAGUCACAAGCCAUCGAGUGUCACCACGGAGAAGGAGGGGGAUGCUGCUGAUACAGAGAUAACCUGCCUGCUGAACGGAGGCUGUCACAACCACCAGAAUCACAGCAAUGGUUUCCCACCAUCCCAGUCCCACAUACCAACUUUGAGCCUGGACAAGCUGAGCCAGCUGCGCUACAUUGACUGUGUUGUCAAAGAGGUGCUGCGCUUCCUGCCGCCAGUCUCUGGUGGAUACCGGACGGCCCUGCAGACAUUUGAGUUAGACGGCUACCAGAUCCCUAAAGGCUGGAGUGUAAUGUACAGCAUCAGGGACACCCAUGAGACAGCAGCGGUCUUCCAGAGCCCGGAGCUGUUCGACCCGGACCGAUUUGGCCCUGAGCGAGAGGAGAGUCGGUCGUCCAGGUUCAGCUACGUGCCAUUUGGUGGUGGCGUGCGGAGCUGCGUAGGGAAAGAACUGGCACAGAUCAUCCUAAAGACUCUGGCUGUGGAGCUGAUUGGGACUUGCAAAUGGACUCUGGCCACGGAGAACUUUCCCAAGAUGCAGACAGUGCCAAUAGUGCACCCAGUAAAUGGGCUGCAUGUGCAUUUCUCUUACAACUACCCCCUUUAGAUACAACCACAGACUCACAGACUCCCCCCACUCACCCCUUAAAAAGAAAAAACUCACUCAAGAGGAAAAUUAACCUUUCGGACAAACUGUUUGAGCCCAAGAAAGGAGACACAUUCACUUCCCCUGGCCUGAUGGUGCAGUACAGGCCCCUUCGUAUCUCCAAGGACAUGAAGAAUGAGCUAACAUAGCUGGUUUGGAGCAUUACAUCAUCUCUUCAGUGACAACCUGAGAAACCACUCUGUACAUACACAAGCCCAUUUCUAACCAUGAAAGGUGAAACUGCUGCAUUUGAAUCGCAGUUUCUAAAAUCCUUCACAUAUAUUUUUAAGUUAUUAUUAUUUGUGUUGCAUGUCAGUUUGAAAAAAAUCUAGUCUAAACCCUUUCCCUUGCUUAUUUUAGAUCUACGUUUGCUCUGCUGAAGUGUCAACUCCACAGACUGCAUACAUGAUUUCACCUUCUGUGUUAUUUAGUGUUUUUCAGUCAUGAUAAAACACCGUCAAAUUUCAAUGCAACAUAAGAUGAUGAAUACUGAGACGGAUUGUGCAAGAGUCCACACAUAUCACAGUGAUUUACAGAUGUGAAAAUUUGAUAAGCUCUGGUCCCUUUAACUUUUGCACCUCUAUGCAGCUUUUGUCAGGAUGUUUGUUCACUGUUCUGUCACUUCACUUUCAAAACUUUUGAUUUUAAAGAACAAUUUCACAACAAACAAAAAUGCAACAUGUAAAAUGUCCCAGUCCAGUACCUUCUCUCAAAUGAAUCAACCUGAUAUACACUGAUCAGACAUAACAUUAUGACCACCUGCUCCCCUCUCCUGAGGUCAUUGAUAUUGUGGCCCUGACCUGAUAAGACAUAGACUCCACUAGACCUCUGAAAGUUUGCUUUGGUAUCUGGCACAAAUACAUUAGCAGCAUAUCUUUUAAGUCCUGAAAGUUGUGAGGUUAGACCUCCAUGGGUAAGACCUGGUUUUCCAGGACAUCCAACCGACACUCAAUUCCAUUGAUAUCUAGAGAAUUUGGACACCAAUUCAAAACCUCUAAAUUGUUUUCAUGUUCCUUCAGGCCACCAUCUUUCUUUGCUCUUUGGUCCAGUUCUGAUGCUCAUGUGCUCAUUGCAGGAGCUUCUGGCAGUGAACAGGGGUCAGUAUUGGCCCACUGACCAGCUUGCAGCUCCAAGCCACAUACACAACAAACUGUGGUGCUUAGUGACUUUGGAAAUGUCUCCAUCAGAACCAGCAUCAACUUUUUCUGCAGUGUGAGCUCUAGUAGCUUCCUUGUUUGAUUGGACCACACAGGGCAGCCUUUUCUCCCCAUGCACACCGAUGAGCAUUGGCUGUCCACAACUCUGUUUCUGGUUCACUAGUUUUUCUUCUCUGGACUAAUUUUGGUAGGCACUGAAUUGCAGACCAGGAACACAUCAUAAAAACUGCAGUUCUGGAGAUGCUCUGACCCAGUCACUGUCCAUCACAAAGUCCCUUACAUCCUUCCCUUCCCCAUUUACCUGCUUUCAACACAUUCACUUUGAGAACAAAAUGUUCACUUGCUGCCUAAUAUAUCCAAACCACUGACAGGUGUCAUUGUAAAGAGAUGAUCAAUGUUUAAUUCACCUGUCAGAUGUCAUCAUUUUAUUGCUGAUCAGUGUAUUUUCAGGGUUUAGAGACUGUUGUCUAUAUUGCAUUUUUUACCCAAGGACUGCCUUUCCGUACCGCCAGUGAUCAAAGCACUGGAUGCACGUCAGCGCAGGUGAAAUGGGGAAUGCUCCUUUACUGUAUUGACAAUUUGCGUCAAAAUCUGAUUUCAAAUCUGCUGUUGGAAAACACUUCGGAAAUAUUUCAAGACCCAUGUGUGACACAGCAAAGACUGGAAUCUAGUUAUCUAAAGGUUCUGUGUUGCAAAGUCAUUUCCACUAGUGGAACUUGCACUUGAUUUUGACACAUAAAUGCCCAAACCCGAGCCUACCCUAACAUUAAGAUCACAAACAUUCAAACUGUGUUUUUUUAUAUGAAUGUAAUAUAUCAGUGCUAUAAUGUAUCAAAUGAAGUAGCAUUUUGAAUAAGCUGUAUUUAAAAUGCAUUGUAUCAUUUCUGUUGAACUUUUACUCUAUCUUAAAUACUAUUUACUGUAACUAUGAAUAGAUAGAGACACUAACUUGUAAUGUAAAGGACUUUUCAUUAAGCUUUGUUUUACUUCUAGAGCAUAGAGACUGUUAUUUAGAGCAGCAUAUAUUGAAAAAACACUAUUAUUAUUAUUAUUAUUAUUAUUAUUUUGAAUGGUCUUAUUCUAGGACCGUUUCUGUGUUAGUCUUGAAGCCUAACAGACGCGCUGUGAAAUCUUAUGUAUGUAUGGAUAUGUGGAAGGAGAUAGCACUUUCUCCGCUUUAAGGAGUCUGUAUAUGUGUGCCCUGUUCAUAUGUUGUGUA
Notolabrus celidotus (New Zealand spotty) is the source of this 4038-nucleotide messenger RNA. RefSeq names its product cytochrome P450 26B1 (gene cyp26c1). Lineage: Eukaryota; Metazoa; Chordata; Actinopteri; Labriformes; Labridae. Gene Ontology annotation, biological process: sterol metabolic process. Bases 1 to 1623 code for a protein of 540 amino acids. Gene Ontology annotation, molecular function: monooxygenase activity; oxidoreductase activity, acting on paired donors, with incorporation or reduction of molecular oxygen; iron ion binding. The transcript has 6 exons. The record is from RefSeq and is a predicted model, not a curated record.